CGCACGUCCUCAUUUACUGGUUUACUGUCAGAGUGUAUGAGAGGGCGAAGACACACACUCCUCGGCUUUGCUUACCAGGAGAGAGCAGUCGUAGGUCAAGGCUGGCUCCAACCCUGCCCUCACACCUCUAGGGGUCUCUCUCCAGCCCCGUUGUCGUCCUUUUGCCUACUCCUCUCGGUGGCCUCCAGACCCUUCAACUUUCCUCCUGCUUGUGUUAGCUCCCCAUGCCAGGAUGUGUGUGAUGGGGCGGGGCUGAGGUGCCUGACACUCAAGUCAGGCUGGGAAUGAUCUUGGUCUCCACCUCAUUUUUCCCUUUAGUUGGAUCAGAGUUCCCCCCCACCUCCCAGUCUACAGGGCUAGCUGAGAAGCAGCUUUUAUACCUCUCUCCAUUCCAAAAGGAGCUUGAACAUUUAAUUUGGAUUCUAGCUCCUCCACUCACCAGCUCUGUGACCUCAGGCAAGUUACUCAACCUCUCUGAACUUCAGCUGGCCCAAUCUAUUCAGUGCUAGUACUAGCUUAUGGGUGGUUGUGAGGAAAAGACGAGAGAUCUGCAGAUAGUGGCUGGCCCCAUAUGAGAUCCUGGGAGUGGAGAAUUGCAGGAGAGGUGUUGGGAGUCUGGAGGCAGGGAGGUACUCAAUUUGGUGGCUGCUUUCAGGGGCCCACCUCAGCAGGCCAAGGCAUAGUUGGAGGGACACCAGAUGCUCUGAGCUGGUAUCAGAUCCCUGUUUGCUGCUGGGCAAAGGCAGACGAGCAAAACACGAAGGCUGGCCAGCUGAAUGUUAGGAUAUGGGCAGGAGGAGAGGGCUGCCCGUGGUGGAGUUGAAUUGUGCCCAAGACUGGAAUGGGAACUCCUGAGAACAGAGAGAGCAGGGGUGUAGCUGGGGGAUAGGGAAGAAAUAAAUACUUCUUCUCUAAGCCCAAGCCAGUUUUACCCAGGAAAACAGGAGCUAUUCUCCCCACCCCAGGCCUCCAUCUGCUUUGAAGUUGCACCUGCCCUUUACUUCCAGGAAUCUUGCCUGUGGGGUGGAGUACAGGGUAUGCGGGUAUGAGGAGCCCGUGGACAAGGCCCAUUGCCUGAGCCUGAACUAGGAGCACCUCCUAGGGACUGCCCAGGCUCGCUCUGCUCUGACCCUUCCACUGGCCAGUCUGGGCACCUGCAGGCCCCUGAGGGAGGGAGCUGUCAGCCAGGCAAAACCGAGAACAUCAUCGCCAUGACAACCAGUCACCAGCCUCAGGACAGAUACAAAGCUGUCUGGCUUAUCUUCUUCAUGCUGGGUCUGGGAACGCUGCUCCCAUGGAAUUUUUUCAUGACGGCCACUCAGUAUUUCACAAACCGCCUGGACAUGUCCCAGAAUGUGUCCUUGGUCACUGCUGAACUGAGCAAGGACGCCCAGGCGUCAGCCGCCCCUGCAGCACCCUUGCCUGAGCGGAACUCUCUCAGUGUCAUCUUCAACAAUGUCAUGACCCUAUGUGCCAUGCUGCCCCUGCUGUUAUUCACCUACCUCAACUCCUUCCUGCAUCAGAGGAUCCCUCAGUCCAUACGGAUCCUGGGCAGCCUGGUGGCCAUCCUGCUGGUGUUUCUGAUCACUGCCAUCCUGGUGAAGGUGCAGCUGGAUGCUCUGCCCUUCUUUGUCAUCACCAUGAUCAAGAUCGUACUCAUUAACUCGUUUGGUGCCAUCCUGCAGGGCAGCCUGUUUGGUCUGGCUGGCCUCCUGCCUGCCAGCUACACGGCCCCCAUCAUGAGUGGCCAGGGCCUAGCAGGCUUCUUUGCCUCCGUGGCCAUGAUCUGCGCUAUUGCCAGUGGCUCGGAGCUAUCAGAAAGUGCCUUUGGCUACUUUAUCACAGCCUGUGCUGUUAUCAUUUUGACCAUCAUCUGUUACCUGGGCCUGCCCCGCCUGGAAUUCUACCGCUACUACCAGCAGCUCAAGCUCGAAGGACCCGGGGAGCAGGAGACCAAGUUGGACCUCAUUAGCAAAGGAGAGGAGCCAAGAGCAGGCAAAGAGGAGUCUGGAGUUUCAGUUUCCAACUCUCAGCCCACCAACGAAAGCCACUCUAUCAAAGCCAUCCUGAAAAAUAUCUCAGUCCUGGCUUUCUCUGUCUGCUUCAUCUUCACUAUCACCAUUGGGAUGUUUCCAGCCGUGACUGUUGAGGUCAAGUCCAGCAUUGCAGGCAGCAGCACCUGGGAACGUUACUUCAUUCCUGUGUCCUGUUUCUUGACUUUCAAUAUCUUUGACUGGUUGGGCCGGAGCCUCACAGCUGUAUUCAUGUGGCCCGGGAAGGACAGCCGCUGGCUGCCAAGCCUGGUGCUGGCCCGGCUGGUGUUUGUGCCGCUGCUGCUGCUGUGCAACAUCAAGCCCCGCCACUACCUGACUGUGGUCUUCGAGCACGAUGCCUGGUUCAUCUUCUUCAUGGCCGCCUUUGCCUUCUCCAACGGCUACCUCGCCAGCCUCUGCAUGUGCUUCGGGCCCAAGAAAGUGAAGCCGGCUGAGGCGGAGACCGCAGGAGCCAUCAUGGCCUUCUUCCUGUGUCUGGGUCUGGCACUGGGGGCUGUUUUCUCCUUCCUGUUCCGGGCGAUUGUGUGACAAAGGAUGGAUGGACAGAAGGACUGCCUGCCUCCCUCCCUGUCUGCCUUCUGCCCUUCCUUCUGCCAGGCGUGAGCCUCACUGGUCUGGAGGUUUUUCUUCUAACUGACUUCUGCUUUUCACGGCGUGUGCUGGGCCCAGAUCUCCAGGCCCUGGAGAGGGAGCCUUUGGACAGACAGUGGGGACAUUGUGGGCUUGGGGCUCAGAGUGGAGGGACGGGGUGUAGCCUCGGCAUCUGCUUGAGUUUCUCCACUCUUGGCUCUGACUGAUCCCUGCUCGUGCAGGCCAGCGGAGGCUCUUGGGCUUGGAGAACACGUGUGUCUCUGUGUGUGUGUCUGUGUGUCUGUGUCAGUGUCUGCCAGACUGUCCGCCUGUCCCGGGGUGGCUAGGAGCUGGGUCUGACCGUUGUAUGGUUUGACCUGAUAUACCCCCUCCUUCCGUUCUCCUCUGCGCCGCCUCCUCUGUGUUCUCUCCAUGUCCCCCUCCCAGCUCCCCAUGCCCAGUUCCUACCCAUCAUGUACCCUGUACAGUUGCCACGUUACUGCCUUUUUAAAAAAUAUAUUUGACAGAAACCAGGUGCCUUCAGAGGCUCUCUGAUUCAAAUAAAGCUUUCUUGUUUUUUUCUCCUUG
Messenger RNA from Macaca mulatta (Rhesus monkey), 3212 nucleotides. Lineage: Eukaryota; Metazoa; Chordata; Mammalia; Primates; Cercopithecidae. The record is from RefSeq and is a predicted model, not a curated record.